AUGAUGACCCCUUACAUCCCCUACCGCCUCGACGGCAAAGUGGCCCUCGUCACUGGCUCUGGCCGCGGCAUUGGCGCCUCCAUGGCCAUUGAAUUGGGUCGCCUAGGUGCAAAAGUCGUCGUCAACUACGCAAACUCGGUCGAGUCAGCCGAGAAAGUGGUCGUCGAGAUCAAAAGCCUGGGAUCUGACGCGGUGGCCUUCAAAGCCGACAUCCGCCAAGUGCCCCAGACCACUAAACUAAUGGACGACGCCAUCGCCCACUUCGGCGGACUCGACAUCGUAUGCAGCAACUCGGGCGUCGUCAGUUUUGGACACUUGGGUGACGUGACCGAGGAAGAAUUCGACCGUGUCUUCAGCCUGAACACGCGGGGGCAGUUCUUCGUGGCGCGCGAGGCGUACCGCCACCUCAACGAGGACGGGCGUAUCAUCCUCAUGUCGUCCAACACGGCCAAGGACUUUAGCGUGCCCAAGCACGCGCUAUACUCGGGGUCUAAGGGCGCCAUCGACUCAUUUGUUCGCGUCUUUGCGAAGGAUUGCGGACAUAAGAAGAUCACGGUCAAUGCUGUGGCGCCGGGGGGUACGGUUACCGAUAUGUUCCACGAUGUGUCGCAACAUUACAUCCCUAAUGGUGAGAAAUAUUCCGCCGAGGAGCGGCAGCAGAUGGCAGCGCAUGCAUCGCCUUUGGUCCGGAAUGGCUACCCGCUUGAUAUUGCGCGGGUCGUGUGCUUCUUGGCUAGCAAAGAGGCUCAAUGGAUGAACGGGAAGAUUCUGACCGUUGAUGGCGGAGCAGCAUAA
Molecule: messenger RNA, 795 nt
Organism: Pseudomassariella vexata
Lineage: Eukaryota; Fungi; Ascomycota; Sordariomycetes; Amphisphaeriales; Pseudomassariaceae
Product: putative versicolorin reductase
Exons: 3
Coding region: 1-795 (264 amino acids)
Molecular function (GO): oxidoreductase activity
Source: RefSeq, a predicted model, not a curated record